GUACCCCGCAGGUCAGAAGCUUGAGCGCAGUGCUGAUGUCCCCCGGGGCGAUAGCAUGUAGGCUGGCUGCACUCAGAUAGAUGUCUUUGAGAUCGUACAUGGGGUUGAGUGGCCGCCCGAGCCCUUGGGCCGCGCACCGCACAGCGCGUGAUGCGGCUGAGAAAACGCGGGCUCCACAGCUCGUCGCGGGGCUCCAGUCGUGUUUGACCUCGGCCCAGCGCGAGCCGAGCGAGCUCCGACGUCAGGGCCCAGAGCCAAGCUCCGGAGACCUGGAGCACGCUGCUCACAUGUAAAUUGCAGGUUGUGCCUUUGUGCCUUUGUUUUUUUGUUCUCGCUUUCUUGGUCGCUGUCGCUGCCUGGCCUUCUUCCUAGGUAUAUCUUUCUCACCGCGAGCAGCUCUCGCCCCCAAUCGCUUGUGGAGAGUGAAGCGGAAGACGACAAGCACGUGCAAUGUCGAACAAGCUCCCCGCCGCGCUGUCGCCAGAGAACCUCCCCUCGAAAGAGGAGUUGAAGGAAGAUGUCAAGGCCGCCUCCAAGAACAGCUUGCAGUCCCUGCGCGCCCUCGUCGCCGGCGGCGUGGGCGGCAUCUGCGCCGUCGUCGUGGGCCACCCGUUCGACCUCGUCAAAGUGCGCCUGCAGACGGCGGAGAAGGGCGUGUACAGCGGCGCAAUGGACGUCGUGCGGCGCACGAUUGCGAAGGAGGGCAUGGCGAGGGGGCUGUAUGCGGGUGUGAGUGCGCCGCUCGUGGGUGUUACGCCGAUGUUCGCGGUAUCCUUCUGGGGCUACGACGUCGGCAAGCAACUUGUCUCCUCAUUCUCCACCGUCCACAACAACCAAUACUCGGUCGCCCAGGUCUCCGCCGCCGGCUUCUUCUCUGCCAUCCCCAUGACGCUCAUCACCGCCCCCUUUGAGCGCGUAAAGGUCCUCCUCCAGAUCCAGGGCCAGAAGCAGCUUGCCCCCGGCGAAAAGCCAAAAUACGCCGGUGGCGUCGACGUCGUGCGCCAGCUGUACCGCGAGGGCGGCAUCCGCUCCGUCUUCCGCGGGUCCGCCAUGACGCUUGCCCGUGAUGGGCCGGGGAGCGCGUGUUACUUUGCGACGUACGAGGUCGUGAAGCGCAAGUUGACGCCCAAGGACCCGGUCACCGGGGCCCCAGGCAAGCUCUCGCUGAGCGCCGUCAUGGUGGCGGGCGGUGCCGCGGGCAUCGCCAUGUGGAUCCCCGUGUUCCCGAUUGACACGAUCAAGUCGCGGCUGCAGAGCGCUGAGGGGCGGCCGACGAUUGGCGGCACCAUACGCGGCAUCUAUGCGAGCGGCGGGUACAAGGCGUUUUUCCCGGGCAUCGGGCCUGCUAUGGCGAGGGCGGUGCCGGCGAACGCGGCGACGUUUUUGGGCGUCGAGCUCGCGCAGAAGGCCAUGACGAAGAUGUUUGACAAGGAUGGGGAGUAGGUUGGUGAGUCUUGUUGGAUUGCGAGCUUGAUGUUCGGAU
Molecule: messenger RNA, 1483 nt
Organism: Paraphaeosphaeria sporulosa
Lineage: Eukaryota; Fungi; Ascomycota; Dothideomycetes; Pleosporales; Didymosphaeriaceae
Product: mitochondrial carrier
Exons: 2
Coding region: 451-1443 (330 amino acids)
Biological process (GO): carnitine transmembrane transport; mitochondrial transport
Cellular component (GO): mitochondrial envelope
Molecular function (GO): O-acyl-L-carnitine transmembrane transporter activity
Source: RefSeq, a predicted model, not a curated record